UUUACCGGCGUCCUCAGCUUACCACCACAGCAUUCGGAGUCUGUAACUGGUUCUUCAGGUAUAGCACUUGCACAGAGUACAGUAAACUCGCUGGCUGAUCAUAUCGAUGGACACGGCGCCGGUCUGCCUCGACCUCAUGGUCGGGCUGCCCAUGGCCCGGGAGCCGUCGUCGUGUACAGGAACGAGGACGCUAGCUGAGGUUCCUAGCCCGGCCUGUGGCAGAGCAGCUUCCAUGACCAACGAAGAGGCCAAGAUCCUGCAGGCGAAGCUCGCGCAGGUGAGCGACGAGAACCGGAGGCUGACGGAGAUGAUCGCCCACCUGUACGGCAACAGGGUCGCGCGGGAGAGCUCGCCGUCCGCCUGCACGGCCGCGUCGCCGUCGAGCAACAAGAGAGUCAGGGCCCUCUCGCCGCCCGCCACCAGCACGGCCGCGUCGCCCGCGAGCAGCAAGAAGAGGGGCAGGGAGAGCGAUAGCGUCGAGACGUCCAACUCACGCGGCGAGGCGGCCAACUGCGACAAGAAGAGCGGCACGGUCGACGCCCAACAUGUCGACAGCCCGCUUAGAGACGACGGCACUUACCGGAGGAUCAAAGUCAAGAGGGUCUGCACCCGGAUCGAUCCGUCGGACACCAGCCUCGUUGUGAAGGAUGGGUAUCAAUGGCGGAAGUACGGACAGAAGGUGACACGGGACAACCCGUCCCCCAGAGCCUACUUCCGGUGCGCCUUCGCGCCCUCCUGCCCUAUCAAGAAGAAGGUGCAGAGAAGCGCCGAGAACAGCUCGGUGCUGGAGGCGACGUACGAAGGCGAGCACAACCACCCGCAACCCACACGCGCCGGGGAGCUUACUUCGAGCUGCGUGACACGAAGCGGCUCCGUGCCGUGCUCCAUCUCCAUCAACUCCUCCGGCCCGACCAUCACGCUGGACCUCACCAAGAACGGGGGAGGGGUUCAGGUCGUCGAGGCAGGGGAGGCGCAACAGCCGGACCUGAAGAAGGUGUGCCGGGAGGUCGCGUCUCCGGAGUUCCGGAGGGAGCUGGUGGAGCAGAUGGCCCGCGAGCUCACCAGCGACCCCAACUUCACCGGCGCGCUCGCCGCGGCAAUCCUGCAGAAGCUGCCGGAAUAUUAGCGUUGAGAAAUUACAGAGGCUGUGUGUGUGUGUGGAUGCUUCAGAAACUUCCAUCCUGUGCUCUAGUUACAGCAGUUGUUCAGAACACAAGGCAGCACUUUCCUACUGAAGGUUAGAGCCUGGUGUCCCAAAGUUGAGCUGCAGAAUUUGCAGAUCGCUUGAUGUUUUAGGAUAUAAAGUUGUCUAUAUCGAAUAAUGUUGCACAUUUUGAAAUCCACAGUUUCAUCACAAAUUCGAAAUAAAGACUGUGCUGAAAGACUAUUUGGUGGUGGUAA
This is a messenger RNA of Brachypodium distachyon (stiff brome), 1401 nucleotides long. Its product is annotated as WRKY transcription factor WRKY76. Gene Ontology annotation, molecular function: DNA-binding transcription factor activity; sequence-specific DNA binding. Gene Ontology annotation, biological process: regulation of DNA-templated transcription. NCBI's taxonomy places the organism in Eukaryota, Viridiplantae, Streptophyta, Magnoliopsida, Poales, Poaceae. The record is from RefSeq and is a predicted model, not a curated record. Bases 107 to 1126 code for a protein of 339 amino acids. The transcript has 4 exons.